Molecule: messenger RNA, 3285 nt
Organism: Globicephala melas (long-finned pilot whale)
Lineage: Eukaryota; Metazoa; Chordata; Mammalia; Artiodactyla; Delphinidae
Gene: VSIG10L
Product: V-set and immunoglobulin domain containing 10 like
Source: RefSeq, a predicted model, not a curated record
ACGCUGGGCCUCCCCUCAGUCGGGACUAGCUGAUGAGGACAAGUGGGGUGGGGUGGGUGUCUCAGCCAUAUUAUCUGGGUGGGGGAUCCUGGCACCUCCCACUGGAUCUGGCUCCCUUCCCCGCCCAGGAAGCUAUCCGUCCUGUUGGACUCGUCUAGCCCGGGAGGAAUGGGUGCAGGCCCUGGGUCUUGCCCCGGUUUCCUCGCGGGUGCAGCUGGCACCAUGGGCACCUCACGGGCUCUGCUGCUCUUCCUGCUGCUGGCCUCGGGAGUAAGGGUCCUCGCCUUCAAAGCCUCUUCAGGAAUUCAGAGAACCAAUCUCUCCUCGGACUCAGAAAGAUCUUCCCAGGGCCCGGGUUUGAAAGUUCCCUCCAUCAAACCCCCCAGCUGGAAAUUUCCAGAUCAGUCUCCAGGUUCAAAAGCUGAUAUCCCUCAUUCUGAACGGUCUCCUGAGGUGCUGAAUUUGAAGGACGUGCCCGGGUCCUUCCGGUCCACUGUUUCUGCUGAGGGCAAAAAGCUGAAGCUGGACUCCUUCUCUGGAAAACCUGGUUCCAAAGUAGUUCCUCAUGCCUCGGGUUCUCGAGUUCCUGCCCCAAACCCGGAGCCUUCCUCCUCUGUUAAGACCCCAGCUUCCAACAGGCAAGUCCCCAAUACGAACAUCUCUGUGGAGACCCCAGUUUCAAAAUUCUCCCCUGAGGAUGCGGAUCCCAAAGUUGCCUCAAGCUUAUCCCCGCAAGUGGGGGGCCCUCUUGCGGUGCUGGUGGGGACCACAAUCCAGCUGCCUCUGCUUCCAGUUCCUGGCCUUGGUCCCCCUUCCCCUCUGGUGGUUUGGCGCCAAGGUUCCAAGGUGCUGGCAGCUGGGGCCCUGGGGCCAGGGUCCCCUCUCAUCAGCCUGGACCCCACGUACAAAGGCCGCCUACGAUUUAACCAGACCCAAGCGAGUCUGGAACUCUCCUCUGCCCAGCUAGAGGAUGCUGGGGUCUACACAGCUGAGGUCAUCCGGGCCGGGAUCUCCCGGCAGAUGUGGGAGUUCAUUGUGCGUGUAUAUGAGCCCGUGUCCAACGUGUCGGUGAAGCCUGAGGCCCCGGAGACCGAGGAGGGGGCGGCGGAGCUCCGGCUGCGCUGUGUGGGGUGGAGGCCGGGUCGCGGGGAGCUGAGCUGGACCCGGGACGGACGCGUCCUGGAGGCAGGGGACCCUGCGGGAGUGAAGCCACCCCGGAUCCGCGUAGAGGGCGACCAGCUGCUCAUCGCGCGCCCUACGCGCAGCGACCACGCCCGGUACACCUGCCGCGUCCACAGCCCCUUCGGCCACGCGGAGGCCGCGACCAACGUCAGUGUUUUCUACGGCCCGGAUCUGCCGGUCAUCACUGUCUCCUCCGACCGCGACGCCGACCCCGCCCUCUUUGUCACCGUGGGCAGCAACGUGACCCUGCGCUGCACCGCCGCCUCGCGGCCACCGGCCGACAUCACAUGGAGCCUGGCCGACCCGGCCGAGGCCGCGGUGCCCGCCGGCCCGCGCCUCCUUCUGCCCUCGGUCCGGACCGGCCACGGCGGCGCCUAUGCCUGUCUCGCUGCGAACCCGCGCACCGGUCACCGCCGCCGCUCGCUGCUCAGACUCCUUGUGGCGGAUCUGCCCCCCGGGUCCCCACAGUGCUCAGUCGAAGGGGGUCCUGGGGAUCGCGUCCUCCUCUUCCGCUGCUCGUGGCCCGGCGGGGUCCCUGCCGCCUCCCUGCAGUUCCAGGGUCUCCCCAAAGGCGUCCAGGCGGAACCGGUGUCCUCGGUGCUCCUGGAGGCUGUCCCCGCCCACCCCCGGCUCAGCGGCGUCCCCGUCACCUGCCUUGCUCGCCACCUGAUGACCACGCGCACCUGCACUGUCACCCCGGAGGCCCCUCGAGAGGUGCUGCUGCAUCCGGUGGUCGAGGAGACACAGUCAGGGAAGGUGGAGGUGGCGCUGCAGGCCUCUGGCUGUGGCCCCCCUUCUCGAGCAUCUUGGUCCCGGGAAGGGCGGCCCCUGGCCUCCAGAGGCCGCGGGCACCUGCUGCUCAGCCAGGAUGGGCAGAGGCUCCUGAUCGGCAACUUCAGCCUGAACUGGGACUUGGGAAAUUACUCCGUGAUGUGCAGUGGGGCGCUGGGUGCUGGGACCGACAGGAUCACCCUCACUGGACCUUCUAUCUCCUCAUGGAGGCUGCAGAGAACCCGGCAUGCAGCAGUGCUGACUUGGGAUGUGGAGCGAGGGGCCCUGAUUAGCAGUUUCCAGAUCCAGGCCCAGGAGAGCCCUGACCUGAGCAGAGCCACCAUGUCCAAGGACUGGACCACCCUGCUCACCCUCGGACCUCGGGAUCGCUCAGCUGUGGUGCCCCUCCUUCCUCAGAAGCCCCAGGUCUGCGUCUUUCGUAUCCUGCCCACUCUGGGGCUCCAGCCAGGGACCCCAUCCGACAGCCGGGUCUGCUAUGCCGGCCCCAUCCUGGGCCCCGGGGCCAUCGCUGGCAUCGUCCUGGGCUCCCUACUGGGCCUGGGACUCCUGGCAGCACUUCUCAUCCUGGGCAUCUGCUAUCUGUGCCGCUUUCAAGGAAAGACUCCUAACAGAAAGAAGCGUACGCCCAGGUUGACCCCUGUAUUCACCGUACCGGAAAAUAAGAUGCAGAGCGUGACCCCAGAGCAGACCCCACAGCCUCUGCCCCUCGAAGUUCCUCUGGAGGACCCUAGCCCAACCAGGGCCCACCCAGCCUCUGGUCCGAGGACAGUCAGCUUUCCACGUGGGGACCCCAAGAUUGCUCGGACAGCCACGCACGUGUGACCAGGGCUAGUGGCCUGCUCUGCGCAGAACUUUUGGGGCGGGACUUCCUGUUUCACUCCAGCAGCAGUAGGGGACCUCCUGUCCUGUUGUGACUGAAGGUUGGACCCGUAAGGUGGGACUUCCUGUCUCCCUCUCUCAGCGCAGAAGACUCGCCUUGUACUUGUGCAGCUAAGGAGAUGGGACUUCUGGGCUAGGAGAGACUCCUGCUGACCUAACAGUGUGGCCUGCACAACCUCCAAGCAGUCAAGGACCUGUGGCCGACUGGGAGGGCUUGCUGUGCUGCCCCGAGCUGGAGAGGGCGGCCUGCCUCCAUUCUCUAGAAAGGUCUUCCUAUGUCAACGUUUGCCUGCUUCAGGCCACACUCCAUCCAGCUCCCGGGGUCUUCAUCUUGGAUCAGAUCGCGUUCCUCUUCUCUUUAAGCCCUUCUAUGGCUGCCCGUUGCCCUUCAGAUAUUGUCCAAACUCCUCAUCAUGACCUUCAAAGUCUUGU